AUGAAUGGGACAGAAGGGAUUAACUUUUAUGUUCCCCAUUCUAACAAAAGUGGGGUGGUACGUAGUCCCUUUGAAUAUCCCCAGUACUAUCUAGCAGCCCCCUGGAAGUUCUCAGUAAUUUGUGCAUAUAUGUUUAUCCUGAUUGCCACAGGACUGCCUAUUAACCUCCUGACACUGGUUGUGACCGUUAAGCACAAGAAACUACGGCAACCACUUAAUUACAUACUGGUGAACCUUGCAGUUGCUGAUCUCUUUAUGGUUUGCUUUGGUUUUACUGUCACAUUCCUUACAGCCAUCAAUGGUUACUUCAUAUUUGGACCCAUUGGCUGUGCUGUGGAAGGCUUCAUGGCCACACUAGGAGGUGAGGUAGCCCUCUGGUCUCUGGUAGUCCUUGCUCUUGAACGGUAUUUUGUGAUCUGCAAACCCAUGGGGAACAUCCGAUUUUCUAACACUCAUUCUGCAAUUGGCAUUGCCAUUACGUGGCUGGCAGCCCUUUCCUGUGCAGCUCCUCCUCUUGUUGGUUGGUCCAGAUAUAUCCCAGAGGGCGUGCAGUGUUCUUGUGGACCUGAUUAUUACACACUGAAUCCUAAUUACCACAAUGAAUCAUACGUGAUCUACAUGUUCGUAGCUCAUUUCUUCAUUCCUGUUACCGUCAUCUUUGCUUCAUAUGGGCGCCUCAUAUGUAAAGUAAAGCAGGCUGCAGCACAACAGCAAGACUCAGAAACAACCCAGAAGGCAGAGCGAGAAGUGACUCGCAUGGUUAUCCUGAUGGUCAUCGGGUUUUUGACAGCAUGGACACCUUAUGCUACUGUGGCAUUCUGGAUUUUUAUGAAUAAGGGAGCAGAAUUUAGUGCUACAUUCAUGGCAGUGCCUGCGUUCUUUUCUAAGAGCUCAGCACUCUAUAACCCCAUCAUCUACAUCUUAAUGAACAAACAGUUCCGUAACUGUAUGAUUACUACCUUGUGUUGUGGGAAGAAUCCAUUUGGAGAAGAUGAUGUUUCUUCUACUGUUUCAAGCAAGACAGAAGUCUCAUCGGUGUCUUCAAGCCAAGUGUCCCCUGCAUAGACAACAAAUAGUUCUGCCUCGUCUACUACUUUUGCUCCUGGCAAAAGGUGUACCAUCCCAUCCACACCUUUACGAUCAUGAAAAAAAUACACAUCUCAAUCAUCUGCAUGUUUUGGACACAGAAUAAUUAUUAAGCUUCUGGUUUACAAAGCAACAUUUUGUAGCAGGGUCAAACCAAGGGAUUAAACUAUAAUCAAGGCAAGGCCAUAGCUCAGACAUUAUUUAACAGUUAUGUUUUAGUUAUGUAAAUUCACAGAUUAGACUAAGAGUUGAUUUGGUUCAUUCACUAAAAGCCAGCUUCUCAUGACUUGAAGAUGCAGAGUAUUUGUUAGCAUUUUAAUAACAGAUGCCUGUCAUUUAAAUAAGCACUACUUGAUGAAAUGUGAGGAACUCUGAGACUUUGUGAUAUUAAGCCUAACCCUUGCCUUCCUGUGUUAAUUGUCUGUUAUGACUCUUAAAUACAAUAGAGUUUUAGAGCA
Protopterus annectens (West African lungfish) is the source of this 1544-nucleotide messenger RNA. RefSeq names its product green-sensitive opsin. The record is from RefSeq and is a predicted model, not a curated record. Bases 1 to 1065 code for a protein of 354 amino acids. The transcript has 5 exons. Gene Ontology annotation, cellular component: photoreceptor outer segment; membrane. Gene Ontology annotation, biological process: G protein-coupled receptor signaling pathway; visual perception; phototransduction. Gene Ontology annotation, molecular function: G protein-coupled receptor activity. NCBI's taxonomy places the organism in Eukaryota, Metazoa, Chordata, Ceratodontiformes, Protopteridae.